Hydra vulgaris (swiftwater hydra) is the source of this 997-nucleotide messenger RNA. The record is from RefSeq and is a predicted model, not a curated record. Lineage: Eukaryota; Metazoa; Cnidaria; Hydrozoa; Anthoathecata; Hydridae.
GGUCCCUGAUAAUUCGGCUGCUAGUGCUGUUCGUAAUCUUCGGAGGUUUUUUUUUUUUCUUGAAGUUGAAAGUGUCAUUAAUAACCGGCCAUAUACCUUUAUUUACAAAGAACCUGGAGAAACGGUAAUAAUACCCAAUCAUUUAAUCAAAUUAUCAUUGUGCAAAUAUAAACCAACGUAAUAACCAUCUAUUAAUGCUGUUGACACAUUUUAGAUCGAGAUGGAAAGACGAGUUUUAAAAAAUUUGUGUGAACAACGAAAAAGCUUCAAGAUUAAAGGUUCAUCUCUAAUUCAAGUUGGUGAUAUAGUUUUAAUAGAAGAUUCCAAUAAAUCCUAUAAACUGUGGAAAGUAUUUUUGAAGACAUCAAAGGACAAUGAAUUAAGAAGAGCCACACUGAGCGAAGCAGCUCCUUUCAAGCAUGCCAAAGAUAAUGUUGCCGAUACGAAAAACGAUAACGAAGAUGAAUUCAGUCAAGAAGAAAACAAAGAUUUAUUUUCAAAUAAACUGAAUGAUUAUGGUGGAGGGUACGGUGGUGGAUACGGAGGGUACGGUGGUGGAUACGGAAGGUACGGUGGUGGUUAUGGGGGAUAUGGUUACGGCAAAAGAGAGAUAAAUGAAGACGAAGAUAAAAGCGAAGAUGGAUAUGGCGGAUAUGGUUAUGGAAAAAGAGAAAUAGAUAGGGGAUAUGGAGGCGGAUACGGAGGUUAUGGUUACGGAAAAAAAGAGAUAAAUGAAUUUGCUGAUCCUUGGAGAGGUGGCAGCAGAAGCAGUGGAGGCGGUGGUGGUGGUGGUGGUGGAGGCGGAAGCGGAGCGGGUGGUGGAGGAGGAGGAGGCGGUGGUGGAGGUGGCGGAGGUGGUGGAGGUGGUGGUGGUGGAAGUAGCUGGGGAAGAGGAAGAGGCAGAGGCAAAUAAUAAAGAAGACCGCAUUCGAUUUCAAUCCGAAAUUACGAAAAAUAAUUGUAAUCUUAAUUCAUUAAUAUAUAUACUUUUAACUAA